AUGUUGUUCCCGCUGCUCUCUAUAAUUUCUCCAUUCCUCUUUCUCCUUGCCAUCACGCCGACCAUUGUGGCGACCAUUGCGCCGUCGCGUCUCCACGGCCACCUGUUUAACCAUGCCAUUUACCAGUUCUCACCCGAGUCCAUUGUGAGCGACGCUUGCGUUUCCUACCAGACCCUCGAAAGCCUCAACGAAAAGGUGAAACCCGUCGUCGACGAGCUCACCAGAGAGUCCGACUUCUUCUCAUAUUACCGAUUGAACCUAUUUAACAAGAUAUGUCCGUUCUGGAACGACGAAAAUGGCAUGUGUGGCAAUAUCGCAUGCGCCGUCAACACGAUAGACAAUGAGGAAGACAUACCCAAAAUAUGGAGGGCGAGCGAGUUAGGAAAGCUACAGGGCCCAUCCGCAAAACAUCCAGGAAAGAAGGUACAGAAGGAGAAGCCACGGCGACCUUUACAAGGAUUGUUGGGAGAAAAUGUUGGCGAAAGUUGCAUAGUGGAGUAUGACGACGAGUGUGACGAGCGAGAUUAUUGCGUGCCGGAGGACGAGACCACGAGCUCUAAGGGCGACUACGUGAGCUUGGUCCUCAACCCGGAGCGAUUCACUGGCUUCGCUGGCCAGGGCGCCAAGAUGGUAUGGGAUGCGAUAUACAGGGAGAACUGUUUCCAAAAGUCAUCAUUCCCGCAGUCGGCCUCCUUGGGCAUGUCCUCGCUACUCCAGGGCCCAGCCGCCCAAGAUUUUCGCAACGUUCUUCAAUCGGCAGAACGACAACAGAUUAUUGAGCAACACCAAGACCCUAGUACAUCUUUUGCACAGACUGGCCUGGAGAACGAGGACGAAUGCCUUGAAAAGCGCGUUUUCUACCGUGUUAUAUCCGGCAUGCAUUCCAGCAUCAGCACUCACCUUUGCUGGGACUUUCUCAACCAAACCACAGGCGAAUGGCAGCCAAACCUGAAGUGUUACACCGAUAGGUUGCUUACUCAUCCUGAACGCAUCUCGAACCUAUACUUCAACUACGCCCUACUCACUCGGGCCGUGGCGAAGCUGGGCCCUUAUCUGCAAGGUUAUACAUUUUGUAUGGGCGAGCCGGAUCAAGAUGCUGCCACGAAAGCCAAGGUUCUUGAAGUCACGGAGGCAGCGUCAUCUGUUCCCCAGAUAUUCGACGAAAGUCUGAUGUUCAAGAAUGGUGAAGGCCCUUCUCUGAAAGAAGAUUUCCGAAAUCGCUUCCGAAACGUGAGCCGCAUAAUGGACUGUGUCGGCUGCGACAAGUGCCGGCUUUGGGGUAAAUUGCAAACUUCGGGCUACGGCACGGCGUUGAAAGUUCUUUUUGAAACAGACAACGAUAGCGGUGAGGUUCCCGAACUCAAGCGAACAGAGCUGGUCGCUCUAUUCAACACAUACUCGCGACUCAGCAGCUCAGUAAGAGCGCACCACCAAUUUCGAGCAAUGGCCCAGGCUGCGAAGGCCGGGGAACCGAUAGAAGUAACACCGAUCCCAGAUCGCGCAAAGAAACCACAUGCCGUCAAACACUCACCAGAGCCACAGACGAACCCUGAACCUAUCAAGUCAGAACCCAGUACGGCUAAUGAAGAACUCGUGUUGGAUCCCGAGUCUGAUUUUGAUAUUGAUGACUUUGACGAAGCGGAUAUAUCAACUGGAAAGGAAACAGGAAAUGCGAAAGAGCACUUUUGGCAAGAGUUGAAGGCGGUCAUGAAGGCCACCAAAAUAGUCGUAAAGUUAUGGCUUGGGUUCCCCAAACUACUCCUCAAGAUCAUGCUCUUCGAACUCAACCGUUUCUGGGAGUUCUACAUUGGACUUCCGGUGACGCCGCGAACUUGGCAUCUAGAACGUCCAAGCUUCGAUGAGCUAUAG
Messenger RNA from Xylaria bambusicola, 1869 nucleotides. Its product is annotated as endoplasmic oxidoreductin. Bases 1 to 1869 code for a protein of 622 amino acids. Lineage: Eukaryota; Fungi; Ascomycota; Sordariomycetes; Xylariales; Xylariaceae. Gene Ontology annotation, biological process: protein folding in endoplasmic reticulum. Gene Ontology annotation, molecular function: thiol oxidase activity; FAD binding; protein-disulfide reductase activity. The record is from RefSeq and is a predicted model, not a curated record. The transcript is spliced from 2 exons. Gene Ontology annotation, cellular component: endoplasmic reticulum; endoplasmic reticulum membrane.